AUGACUGCAGACGACGAACGCGAGAAUUCACCUGGAGGUUACGGGACUCCAGAAGAUGAUCAAGGCUUUUAUGCAUCUUAUGAGUCUAAAGAGAUUCUCGGUAGUGGUCUCGCAUCGACUGUAAGAAGAUGCAUUGAAAAAGGCUCAGGAGCAAGCUUUGCUGUGAAAAUUGUCGAUGUUUCAACAGAAAAACAAAGUGACAAAGAUGCUCGUCGAUUGUAUGAGGAAACCAUCUCUGAAGUGAAGAUACUACGACAACUAGCGGGACAUCCUUCAAUCAUUGCAAUCCACGAUUUCUUUGAGACACCAUCGUUUCUUUUCACUGUAUUUGAGAUGGCGCCGAAAGGAGAACUGUUCGAUCAGUUGAAUGCUACUGUCACUUUGACUGAAAAGAAAGCAAAACGACUAAUGAAACAGCUGUUUGAGGGAGUCAAGUAUAUGCAUGAAAAUCGCAUUGUUCACAGAGAUCUCAAGUUGGAGAAUAUUUUGUGCAUUGAUGACGAAAGGAUUGUCAUUUCUGAUUUUGGCUUUGCGAUGAUACUCCCUGAUGAAAAACUUUUGAAGGAUUUAUGUGGAACCCCCGGCUAUUUAGCACCCGAGACCUUGCGGUGCCAAAUGUAUGAAGACGCCAAAGGAUAUGGUCUUGAGGUAGAUCAAUGGGCACUUGGCGUUAUCCUAUAUACUUUCUUAGCAGGUUAUGCUCCAUUUUAUCAUCGGCGACAGCUGAUGAUGAUGCGACUAAUUCAGGAAGGACGCUUUGAAUUUCGACGUGAGCAAUGGGAUUCAAUCACAUCCGAGUGCAAAGAGUUGGUGUCACUCUUAUUAACAGUUGACGUGGCAAAAAGAAUAACUGCAGCAGAAGCACUUCGUCACCCUUGGAUGGCUGGCGUCGGAGAGGCUGUGGUUAUUGAGCAAAGAAAAACACGCAAAUCCGACAAGCGCCGCCUUUUCCGCCAUGCUAUUAUAUGGGUCCGAUUUUUUAUUCGUCUGUCUAAUUACAGGAAAUUCUCCCAAGUAAUUGAUCGAGAUGCAGUCAAGAAGAGACCUUUCAGAGAUCGCGAGAUUCGUCACGAGGCCGAAAGUGCUAUGUUCUGUGUGUACGGCCAUUGGGUCAACCGAGGUUUUCAUUAUUCCCGGGACAUGCUUUUUGCAAAUGCACCUCGCCCGAAACACAAACGCGAAGCGACUGUUCAAUCUGGU
Messenger RNA from Mesorhabditis belari, 1200 nucleotides. Lineage: Eukaryota; Metazoa; Nematoda; Chromadorea; Rhabditida; Rhabditidae. The record is from the annotation of a GenBank genome assembly.